AUUUAGAAUGAAAGUGAAAGCGACACACGCGCAAACAAGCACGAAACAUUUCUGUCUUACUACAGAGUACAUAAAGGAUUGGCGAUGCAUAUUAUUCUCAUGUGGCUCAGUUCAUCAACACAUUUAAUUAGGGACUUGGAAGAGAUUCCGUGAUUUAAAUAUUGGAACAGCAGGCGAAAGAGUCAUGCGGCUGCGUCUUCUUUCUCUCCUACUUUUUACCAAAGUCUGUCAUCUCAACACUUUAAAGGGAGAUGAGUGUCCACAACCUUCACCUCCAAACUUCGCCACGUUCCCGUCUGGGAAACGUGGCGAAAAUAGUACCCUACGAUACCUUUGUGUGGAUGGUUAUGUAAGGAAGGCAGGAACCUCCAGUCUUGUGAAGUGCAAGCGGGAUGAUAAAGGUGGACUUCAGUGGACUUCAUCAAACCUGAAAUGCAUACCGGAUCCCAAAAUUCAAAACCCAGGAACACCGGAUCCCAAAAUUCAAAACCCAGGAACACCUUCAACCACCCACCAGACUCCCACAAUGUACGGCUUAUUGUCCACAAGUGUCAGGUCAAAAUCAACUUCUUUGGGUCCACUAGAAUAUCAGACAGAGAGUUCUGUCACAGUUGAUCAGACUGUUACAACUGUUAGAAUGACAACCACCAUUGAUGACAUCACAUCAGCCCCUGUAGAUAUGUCCACCAUACUGACCACUAUCCCUUUGGCGACUGUUUCCGACCAAAUCCAGACCAGCACUGACAGUCCAAGUGUUGGUGUGGGCACUGAGAGGUCAGCUAUAGACAUAUAUUCAGGUGUGGGCAGUGUGGUGGUCAUCAUAAUAUUAUUUGCACUGAUCAUUCUGCUGCUGCUGUGGAGGAGGAGGAGGAAACGGUGUCAGCACCUUGAUCCGUUACCGACAACGGAGGAGCAGUUGGCGAUGAACGGCUAUGAGACACAACCUUGAACGGGACUGACACCUUGAUGUGUUCUGUAGCCCCCCCCCCCCCGUCAACUUGUAAAUUAUGCCAGUGGGUCAGUAAUGUAUGCAUUGGAAGGUUGGGAUACCAAAUGUACACCGAUCAGCCAUAUCAUUAUGACCACUGACAGGUAAAGUGAAUAACACGGAUAAUCUCAUUAUCAUGGCACCUGUCAGUGGGUGGGAUAUUGGGCAGCAAAUGAGCAUGCACUAUGGAAAGUAUGCAAGCCGGCGGAGGCAGUGUGAUGCUUUGGGCAAUGUUCUGCUGGGACACCUUGGGUCCUGCCAUUCAUG
Molecule: messenger RNA, 1255 nt
Organism: Esox lucius (northern pike)
Lineage: Eukaryota; Metazoa; Chordata; Actinopteri; Esociformes; Esocidae
Gene: il15ra
Product: interleukin 15 receptor subunit alpha
Exons: 9
Coding region: 185-949 (254 amino acids)
Biological process (GO): interleukin-15-mediated signaling pathway
Cellular component (GO): plasma membrane
Molecular function (GO): interleukin-15 receptor activity
Source: RefSeq, a predicted model, not a curated record